Mytilus californianus (California mussel) is the source of this 1458-nucleotide messenger RNA. RefSeq lists its product as uncharacterized. NCBI's taxonomy places the organism in Eukaryota, Metazoa, Mollusca, Bivalvia, Mytilida, Mytilidae. Gene Ontology annotation, cellular component: plasma membrane. The record is from RefSeq and is a predicted model, not a curated record. The transcript has 3 exons. The coding region runs from base 177 to 695 and encodes 172 amino acids.
UCCGGAAAAAACUUUAUAUACGCAUGCAAUCAAGAUCAUUCAUUAAAAUUUUGGAAUACGAUUAUCGUCAUCAUAUAUACUCAGAAAUUAACAAAUUAAUAAACAGAAUUAUAUGUUUCAAGCACAACUUUUGAAAUCCGACUACUGAGUAAAGUUCUGUGACUGAUAAUUAGAGAAUGGCGGGUUCCAUAGCUGAUAUUCCACCGAUGGUUAUUGGAGGGAGUAUCAUUAGUGUCGUAUCAUUGAUUCUACACAUUGUAGGGUUUGCCACUACGUAUUGGUUUAGGGAUAACAAUGACAGUAACACCUUUAAUCACUUUGGAUUAUGGAAAUCUUGUCGAGUUUUUGGAGGGAACCAAAAGUGUGAUGACAUUAAAGAUCCUUUUGCCCGUCUCAAAGCCACUGAAGCACUGGAAUGUCUUGCACUAGCAGCCUUUUUAUCAGCGGUAGUAUGUGCAAUACUGAAGAUGUUUGUAUUAAAGAAUCAAAGAAUGCUGUUUGUUGUUACAGGCUUGCUGAACUUAUUGGCAGGUGGAUUUGCCUUGAUAGGAGUCAUAGUCUUCGCAACUAUAAAAUUACAUGGUCACUUUCACUACUCGUUUGGGUUAUGUAUUGUUGGUGGAAUCGGCGGAGUGUUCUCAGGCAUUGUAUUCAUCUUAGCAUGGCGAUGGGUGAAAGACUACGAAGGACUAUGAAGAUCCAACUGUAUUGAUGUUUUUCCUGUCAAUGAAAAAACAAAAUUACUUAAUGUAUACAUUUUUAUGUCACUGAAUGAAGUUAAUGGAAAGAAUGAAUGAUACAUGCGCAACAUAUUAUUAACAUUGCAUUUCUACGCUGAUAUUCACUUGUGACAGUUAUCUUAGUACUUUGUCCAGUUUCUUAGCAAGAUCUUUUUUUCCGUAUUACACUAGUUCGUCUUCAGAUAUUAUUUCUUUUUUUGGUAAACCGAAAUAUAUUUUGAUGAGGUGUCAACCAUGAAUCCAAUGACGAAUGGUAUUUUUACUUGUGUAUAUAACGAACUAUUUACUAAAUUAUUUUUGUAAUAACAUUACGCAAUGUAAAAGAAUAAGUGAUGGCUUUAGUAAUUUAAAACUACAAACUUGUUUUACUAAUGAAAUCAAUUCGGGUAAAAAUAAUUAAUGCAGUUUCAAUUAUGUAUCUAUAUGGCCUUUGUCCCCUUUGACAGGUAAACUCUUACAGGGAAAAUGUAGACUACCGGCUGUAAGGUAUAUUCUAAAUAAAUGGACCAAAAGAGAGGCGAAAGAUACCAAAAGGACAUUCAAACUCAUAAGUCGAAAAUAAACUGAUAACGUCAUGGCUAAAAAAGAAAACGACCAGCAGACAAAUAAUAGUACACAAAACACAACAUAGAAAACUAAAGAAAAAGUAAAAAUCACUAUCUUGGAUGUAUAUCAGUUCUUUUUAUUCAUUUAUGAUUAAAUUUAAUUUGUAAUGAAA